Messenger RNA from Camelina sativa (false flax), 617 nucleotides. The record is from RefSeq and is a predicted model, not a curated record. Lineage: Eukaryota; Viridiplantae; Streptophyta; Magnoliopsida; Brassicales; Brassicaceae.
UUUUCAGAUUGGAGUGGGAAGGUUUCACCGAAUACAAGAUGCAAAGUGAUGGAAAUUGCCAGUUCCGUGCUUUAGCUGAUCAACUUUAUAAAAACUCGGCUCUUCAUAAGCUUGUUAGACAAGAAAUCAUACAACAGAACAUGUCCAAGAACUCCGAAUGGGGCGAUGAAGUCACACUAAAAGCCGCUGCCGAUUUGUAUGUAUUCAAAAUAGUACUCAUUACAUCAAUCAAACAGACUCCAUUCAUUGAGUUUUUGCCCAAGUCUCAAAAAGAACCCGACAAAGUCAUUCAUCUGAGCUAUCUCUCAGGGAUCCAUUUCAACUCCAUCCACACAAAAAAAAGGUUAUCCUUCUCUUCUUUCUUAAUAGUAUACAAGAAGCUACAGAGGAAGAAUGAGAAGGAGCAGAAGAAAAUUGAGGAGGAGCGGAAGAAAAAGGAGGAGGAGAAGGAGCAAGAAGAGAAGAAAAUAGACAAGGAAGAGAAGAAAAGAGACAAGGAGGAGAGGAAGAUGGCGAAGGUGAAGAAGGAGAAGAAAGAGAAGAAGAACAAGAAUCAACAUUUUCACUAUUCUGAUAUCAUGUCAAUACUUGAACAAGAAGAUUAUUCGUUUUUCUGA